AUGACUGAUUUACAUUCUAUAGAUUUGGCAUCUUCUAUUCCGGAAGAGGAAGUGGAAGUGACCAAAUCGCAACCACAAGCACAUGAAGGCAUUGAACAACUACAAUCAGAAGGACAGGAUGAUGCAAACUCGUUAAGUUCACUCAAACCGAUAAUCUCAGAAACACCGAAACAGGAGGAGGAAAUUGAGAGUUUGAAAGGUGAUCCAGUCAUAAGGCAAUAUCAUGUUGCAUGUCAGACAGGUGAUUUGACUACAGUGAAACAAUUGAUUUCAUCAGGUGUGAUUGAUAUCAAACAUGACUAUGAUGAUGUAGCUGUAAAUGAUGAAAACGAAAGGACAACAGGGUUACAUUGGGCUAGUAUCAACAAUAGAUUGUCGGUCGUCAAAUAUCUGAUUAGCCAAGGUGCUGAUGUUAAUGCUACAACUGGGAACCUGAAUGCGACACCAUUACAUUGGGCUGCUAGGUAUGGUUACGUGUAUAUUGUGGAUUAUUUAUUACAACAUGGAGCUGAUCCAUCUUUGUGUGACCUACAAGGGUUUAACCUUCUACAUUUGGCAAUAAAUAGUUCUAAUAUCAUGCUUGUUGUCUAUGUAUUAUUUUUCAUUGUCAGUAAGAAUAUCUUAGAUGUUGAUUGUCAAGAUCCUCAUGGAAGAACACCGUUGCUAUGGGCUGCUUAUCAAGGCGAUUCUUUGUCAGUUGCUAUAUUAUUGAAAUUUGGCGCAUCUACUAAGAUAACUGAUGAAGGAGGGUUCACACCAUUACAUUGGGCCACCGUAAAGGGUCAACCUCAUGUUUUAAAAUAUUUAAUUCGUGAUGGAGCUGAUUUUUUCAAAAAGACAAAUGACGGUAAAGAUUGCUUUACAAUUGCUAAAGAAAUGAACACGGAAUACUCUUUAAGGGACUCAUUAAGGACAUGUGGUUUUGAUAUUAAUGGAUUUCCUAUUAAAAAAUACUUCAAAACAAGUGAUCAUGCAAAAAUGGUAACAUUUUUCGCUCCAUUAGUACUUUUAUCUACCAUAUUCUUAUUAUGGAGUCAUAUCCAUCCAUUAUUCGCAUUAAUAGUAUCUCUUUUGUUAGGACUUGUUACAAUUAAAGCGUUGAAGAAGUUUGUGUUACCAUCGUAUGAUGACGACACAAUUUUCCAUAAAAGCAUCCUCAAAUCACCAUUCGUUUCCGGUAUAUUCUUUGGUAGUGUUGUAUUAUUAACUGUUGUUUGGUUUUUCCAUAUCUUACCAUGGACUAUUGAAGAGGGGGAAAGUCAUGUACUAAUGGCUAUUAUCCUAUUUGCUGUAUUUUAUAUCUUUUCCAAAUUAUUAAUAUCAGAUCCAGGUUGUAUUCCUCCAGAAACAAAUCAUGAUAAUAUUAGAAACAUUAUAAAAGAAUUAUUAGAUGUUGGCAAAUUUGAUAGUAAAAACUUCUGUUUAGAAAGUUGGACCAGGAAACCAUUAAGAAGUAAAUAUUCACAUUUGAACAAUGCUCUCGUGGCAAGGUUUGACCAUUUUUGUCCUUGGAUUUAUAACGAUGUUGGUUUGAAAAAUCAUAAAAAUUUCAUUGGAUUUAUUUUGUUGGUUGAAGCUGGGAUCAUUACGUUUGCUUCAUUAUGUUUCGAAUAUUUUGAUGAAUUAAAAGAUCAUUUUGAGGUCAAUGAAAACACUUCCUGUUUCCUAUUGGGAGAUAAUGAUCUUUGUUAUGGGUUUACUUAUGAUAGGCUAACGUUUCUAAUACUGUGUUGGUCUUUGAUUCAAUCCAUUUGGCUAAUUAUCUUAAUUUCGAUACAAGUAUUCCAAAUCCUUUAUGGUGUUACAAAUUCGGAAUUCAAUAAGUAUGUUAAAGAUAAGAAGAGAAGACAAGACGAUCUACAUAGCACAAUAAACCAUAAUGAAUUCUUUAAUACAACCCCUGAGGAUCUACUACUUAAUGAAGAUGAUGAUAGUGAUAUUUUUGAUAAUGUAAGUCAUGAUAGGGACACUUCCGUGAGUACUACUGUACCACCACAAAAUGAAACCCAGAUGAAUUUACAAAGGUCUAAGACUUGUUUUAAUGUUUGCUGCUCAGUAACAGGUAUGGAUCAACUGAAAACAGUAAUCAAAGAAACAUUAGGGAUACAUUCGAUCUCAGGAAGUCGUAUACGUCCAACAAAUUUACUUUCAUCGAUCCCAACUAAUUAUGGAUGUAAAAGAAAUAUGCUUGAUUUUUGGUUGACGAGUGAUGUGAUGGCACCAUUAUAUCAUCGGUUAUUAUUUUCUCCUACAUCAUCAAAGGCGUUAUUAAAUGGUAUUGAAGUUGACUAUUAUAAGUUAUACAAGUUUCCCAAGAAGGACGCACCACCAUUUGAGGUACUGGGCCCAGAUGUUGUGUAA
Molecule: messenger RNA, 2361 nt
Organism: Naumovozyma dairenensis CBS 421
Lineage: Eukaryota; Fungi; Ascomycota; Saccharomycetes; Saccharomycetales; Saccharomycetaceae
Gene: AKR1
Product: palmitoyltransferase AKR1
Exons: 1
Coding region: 1-2361 (786 amino acids)
Biological process (GO): protein palmitoylation
Cellular component (GO): Golgi membrane
Molecular function (GO): palmitoyltransferase activity; protein binding
Source: RefSeq, a predicted model, not a curated record